AUGGCCAACAGUUUCUUUCAUCUCGAAACCCCAUACGGGACCUGUCAAGUCGCAGAAAGUCUUCGAAAAUAUAGUGUUUCAUGGGAUAUGUAUCUUGAAGACUUCCGGGAGGGGCCUGAUGGUCCGGGAAACCUUCAUCAGGUAACCGGCAUUAGUGUGAGGGCCUGGCUUUGCGACUGGAAGAGAGGGAAAGUACGGGUGCUUUUAGGGCAACGCGCCGAGAAUGACUCGUCACCAAAUCUUUACGAAGCAUUUGGUGGAAAAUGCGAUCCAAAGGAAACAGUACUGGAGGCUUUGAUCCGCGAGUUCUGGGAAGAAACCAAGCUGAAAGUUCUGGUUAUCCAUGACGAAGUGCCCGAGGUCGAUGUUUUUUGUACGCCGAAUAGUAAACGAUGGAUUGCUCAAGUCCACUUCUUGCUCUCAGUCAAGCCGACUCGUGAAUCCUUCUGCGGCGAAGAAUUUCGCAUCAAGUUGGACCCUAAAGAGCAUCAAAGUUUCAUUUGGCUUGAUGGCAAUCUUGGUGCACUGGGAGGUCUACCACUCACGAAAGGCUCUCAAAGUCAUUUUGAGUCUGCAGUUGCAAAGUUCCGUGAAAAGGUACCUUGUCCCGAUUGGUAA
Molecule: messenger RNA, 618 nt
Organism: Penicillium nucicola
Lineage: Eukaryota; Fungi; Ascomycota; Eurotiomycetes; Eurotiales; Aspergillaceae
Product: NUDIX hydrolase
Exons: 1
Coding region: 1-618 (205 amino acids)
Biological process (GO): NAD+ catabolic process; NADP+ catabolic process
Cellular component (GO): cytosol
Molecular function (GO): NADH pyrophosphatase activity
Source: RefSeq, a predicted model, not a curated record